AUGACGCGAGCCGACGACGAUUCCUCGACGCGAUGUGAUCCGUCGACGUCCGCGAUCGAGCUCCCGCGUGAGUUUCGGUUCUCGGCGACCGGAGAUGGGUCGAACGAGCCGGCGCACGAGUGCGCGCGCGAGCGUUCGGGGCGGAGCGCAAAGCCGAGAGGGUUUGCGUUCUUCGAGGAGCUCGGGUCGCCGAGGUAUCACGUGGCGCCCAUGGUAGAUCAGAGCGAACUUGCGUUCAGGGAGCUGUGUAAGCGAUACGGUGCGACGCUGGGGUACACGCCGAUGAUACACGCGCGGUUGUUCGUGGAGAGUCCAAAGUAUCGACAAGAGAUUUUUAGCACGUCGACGCGCGAUAGGCCGCUCUUGGCGCAGUUCUGCGCGAAUGAUCCGGAGAUGUUGCUCAAGGCGGCGACGUUGAUCGCGCCGUACUGCGAUGGGGUGGAUAUAAACUUUGGGUGCCCGCAGAGGAUUGCGAAGAGAGGUAAUUAUGGGGCGUUUUUGAUGGACGAUUGGAAGACGGUGGACGCGUUGAUCAGGAAAUUGGACGAGGAGCUACCCGUUCCGGUCACGGCGAAAAUUCGCGUCUUCGAUGAUUUGGAGACAACAUUAAAGUAUGCAAAGAUGGUCGAGGCUGCGGGGGCGCAACUUGUCGCCGUGCACGGGCGCACACGAGAGCAGAAGCGGUGCGCAGAAAUUCGAGCAAACUGGACGUACAUUAAAGCAAUCAAGGAUGCACUCAAGGUUCCAGUCCUCGCUAAUGGUGAUAUUCGCUCCCUCGCGGAAGCAAAGGCGUGUCUUGAGGCCACCGGCGCGGAUGGCGUUCUGAGCGCCGAACCGCUCUUGAGCAACCCCGCGUUGUUCAGUGAUCCGCCGUUUUACGAACCGCCCAGUGACGGUCACGCGCCGAUUCCAAUGGACGGUGUCGCCGCGGUCGAAUUGAUGAUCGAGUACUUCGAGAUAUGUAAGUCGUACACGACGCCGUUCGGAUACGUGCGCGGGCACGUGUGGAAGCUCGUCGGUCACUGGAUGAGCGAUCUCACGCAUUUGCGAGACGAAUUUGUUCAGUUCAAGGGCGAUCCCUCGCUCGACGAUCUCAUUGCAUGGGGACAGAAAAUGCGAGCGGAGAUCAAAGAAAUCGAGCGCACGACUGGCAGACGACGCCCGAUUCCGAAGAAGUCCGAACGCGCGUUACAGAGGGAAGCCGAGCAAGCCGCAAAGCAAGCCGCAAUCGAGGAAAGCAAGCGCGAAGAGGACGCGCUUAGAGAAAUCAACGCCGAAAUCGCCGAAAGCGACGACGGGGCGCACGCCAAGCGACCAAAACUCGCCCAGGACGAGGUCACGGCGUGA
Molecule: messenger RNA, 1347 nt
Organism: Ostreococcus tauri
Lineage: Eukaryota; Viridiplantae; Chlorophyta; Mamiellophyceae; Mamiellales; Bathycoccaceae
Product: tRNA-dihydrouridine synthase, conserved site
Exons: 3
Coding region: 1-1347 (448 amino acids)
Biological process (GO): tRNA processing
Molecular function (GO): tRNA dihydrouridine synthase activity; flavin adenine dinucleotide binding
Source: RefSeq, a predicted model, not a curated record